Messenger RNA from Tyto alba (common barn owl), 2584 nucleotides. It is a transcript of the gene WNT4, whose product is annotated as Wnt family member 4. Gene Ontology annotation, molecular function: cytokine activity; frizzled binding. The record is from RefSeq and is a predicted model, not a curated record. Gene Ontology annotation, biological process: cell fate commitment; canonical Wnt signaling pathway; neuron differentiation. Lineage: Eukaryota; Metazoa; Chordata; Aves; Strigiformes; Tytonidae. Gene Ontology annotation, cellular component: extracellular region.
GCCCCCGCUCCUGCCCGGCGCCCACCUGCGGUGGCGGCUGCCCCGGGCCGGGGGGCGGGGGGGGGGCGCUGCCGCCGCCGCCGGCUUCGCUCGCUCUGCCCCCGGCUGCCCUCCAGGAUGAGCCCGGAGUAUUUCCUGCGCUCCUUGCUGCUCAUCCUUCUCGCCACCUUCUCGGCCAACGCCAGCAACUGGCUGUACCUGGCAAAGCUGUCGUCAGUGGGAAGCAUCUCAGAGGAGGAGACCUGUGAGAAGCUGAAGGGCCUGAUCCAGCGCCAGGUGCAGAUGUGCAAGAGGAACCUGGAGGUGAUGGACUCGGUGCGGCGCGGAGCACAGCUGGCCAUCGAGGAGUGCCAGUACCAGUUCCGUAACCGCCGCUGGAACUGCUCCACGCUGGACACCCUGCCCGUCUUUGGCAAGGUGGUAACACAAGGGACACGGGAGGCAGCAUUCGUCUAUGCCAUCUCUUCAGCAGGAGUGGCCUUCGCCGUGACCCGAGCCUGCAGCAGCGGCGAGCUGGACAAGUGUGGAUGCGACCGCACGGUGCAGGGGGGCAGCCCGCAGGGCUUCCAGUGGUCGGGCUGCUCCGAUAACAUCGCCUACGGCGUGGCCUUCUCGCAGUCCUUUGUCGACGUCCGCGAGAGGAGCAAAGGGGCCUCUUCCAACAGAGCGUUAAUGAACCUCCACAACAACGAGGCAGGGAGGAAGGCGAUCCUGAACAACAUGCGGGUGGAGUGCAAGUGCCACGGCGUGUCAGGCUCCUGCGAGUUCAAGACGUGCUGGAAAGCCAUGCCCCCCUUCCGCAAAGUGGGCAACGUCCUGAAGGAGAAAUUCGACGGUGCCACAGAGGUUGAGCAGAGCGAGAUUGGAUCCACCAAAGUGCUGGUGCCCAAAAACUCCCAGUUCAAGCCGCACACGGACGAGGACCUCGUCUACCUGGACUCCAGUCCCGACUUCUGUGACCAUGACCUCAAGAACGGGGUGCUGGGCACCAGCGGCCGGCAGUGCAACAAGACCUCCAAGGCUAUCGAUGGCUGUGAGCUGAUGUGCUGCGGCCGGGGCUUUCAUACGGACGAAGUGGAGGUUGUGGAAAGGUGCAGCUGCAAAUUCCACUGGUGCUGCUCCGUCAAGUGCAAACCCUGCCAUCGGGUGGUGGAAAUCCAUACGUGCCGGUGAUGCACAAUGAUGGAUGAGCGCCCAUCCAUCCCCCUCUUUAACUGACCCUGCUUCUCCCUUGCCCCACGGCCAGGACUGAGGAAGUAACCCAGAUGCUGCAGGGAGAGCGCAGCUCUUUACAGAGACAGAGCCCCAGAGGAAAGCAGAUUUUAAAGAAAAAAAAAUAUUUAAAGUUUCAAAAAAUUGAUCAUUGUUGGCUUGUUUUGUUUUCUUGCUUUAUUUAUUGCUGAAGCCAGAGGCCCUCGGUGUCCUGUGCCAGCAGGGAUGUGUCUGCUCUCAGCGGCUGGCUGGGCACCUGCGUGAUGCCUGGUCUCAUCGGAUGAGCUCCUGCUGACCCUGGAGCAUUGCAAGUGGGAGGUGUUUAAGCCGAGGCUAGCGUUAGGCGCUCAGUACCUUCUAUCACGGUUAUUUUUAUUUAAGGCACACGCUGAGCAUCCCAGAGCGCUGCUUGCCUUGGCUGAGCUGCAGGAGGGGAUGGAGCCAGCGUGUGCAGCCAGGUGCACUGCAGAGGAUGGGCAGAUGGGGACAGGGUGGCACUGUCCCCCGGAGUUAAGCUCCAGACGGGGAGAGCCCAGCCAGGGUGAUCAGUAUAUGAGGGGGAGGCGGGACCCUCCUGCCUCCCCUUGUUGUGGGAUGCUCGAUGGACUCCUGAGCACUGGGUGUCAGAGCAGCUCCAGUGGCCACUCUGAUUUACAGAAGCUCCUCAGCAGCUCCAGGGCUGUCAGAGGACACAAUGUUCCCACUGUGCUCCCCUUCCCCUUGUGCAAGUCACCUUCCCCCCUUGUUUAUCCAGCAUCUUGUUCAACUGGAAACUGUGAAGAGGGUCCAGAGAGGCCAUGGUACCUGCAAUCCGAUGACUCUUAAUGGAGCUGGGAGCUGAUGGGAGGAAAUCCCAGGGGAUUUCUUUUCCUCCAUAUUUGCCCCCACCUUGCUCAACAGCAUCCCACAACCAGGUCUCUUCUUCUUCUUCCUCAUGCCUGUUCUCUACACCUGGUGAGGGCUCUAGGGGGACUCCCUGUCCUGUUGGCUGUUGGGAAAAGCAAAAAAUACAAAGUGGAGCAAUUGUCGGGAGUGGCGGAAUGAUGCUGCUGAGGGGAAAGGCAAUGCUCACGCUCUGCCACUAUUGCUGUCUUGCCCUCAGGAAGCGUGAGAGGAGGGCUGAGCCGGAGGGAUGCUGUCAUGUGUGCCUCGACCACUGGGAUUUAGUGCAGCAGGGCCCCAGCUGCCCUGUCUUGCUCCCCGCAGGCUGGCCUGGAGCGAUGCCACGAGGAUAACGCGCUGUCCUGCCCGCUCCGGCUUCCUCUCUGCCUGGGAUCGGGUUAGUGCAGAGUCCUCACUGCCGGGCUGCAGGACGAAAUAUUUGGAGAACUAAUAAGCAGAGGGGCACUGCGAGGGGAGGUGGAAAGCAAAC